Uranotaenia lowii is the source of this 988-nucleotide messenger RNA. RefSeq names its product trypsin alpha-3-like. Bases 54 to 947 code for a protein of 297 amino acids. Lineage: Eukaryota; Metazoa; Arthropoda; Insecta; Diptera; Culicidae. The transcript has 4 exons. The record is from RefSeq and is a predicted model, not a curated record. Gene Ontology annotation, molecular function: serine-type endopeptidase activity. Gene Ontology annotation, biological process: proteolysis.
CGUUUUCCGGCCGCUGUCUGUUAGGUGUUUUUUUUUUAUUUUGGGGCGCUGCAAUGUUCCUCAUUAAAGGCUUUUGUUUGGGGAUGGUGCUUCUUUCUUUUGGCGCUGCAGCAGCAUCACUUGAAAGUACUGGUGGCUCCAUAGAGCCCAGAAUCGUUGGAGGCUUCUUGGCAGACGCUCGCGACACCAGGCAUCAGGUUUCCAUCCGAGUAAGAUCGAUCGAUGAAAAUCGCUUCGGUAGCGGCCAUUCGUGUGGGGGCAGUUUGAUCAACAAUGUUACGGUUCUGACAGCCGCCCACUGUCUGGUGGACGAUAACGAUCGGCAACUGCCGGCCAGGUACUUUCGAGUUGUCGGUGGAGACCUGAACCGAUUGAUGUUGACGGCCCAAACGGAAAUCCGUAACGUAGCCCGAGUGGUCGUCCAUCAACGAUACAAUCCGAAAAAUUUUGACAACGAUGUAGGAAUUUUGAUUCUAUCAGCGCCGAUAGUAUUUCCGCAUCCGACGCUUGCUCCGAUCAACCUGGCGACAGUUAAACCAAAUCCAUUGGUAAAGUGCCAAACUAGCGGAUGGGGAACCAUGGAAUACGGCGUCAACGCAGCUCCGGCGCAGUUGCGAGCAGUUAACCUCACCUUGCAGCCCACCGAGGUCUGUAAUAAUACGCGGGGCAAUCGGGGGAAUCUUCUUCCGGGCAUGAUUUGCGCCGGCGAGCUGGAAGGUGGACGAGACGCUUGCCAGGGUGAUUCCGGGGGGCCACUGGUUUGCAACGGGCUCCUCACCGGCAUCGUUUCCCAUGGCUAUCGCUGUGCGGAACCGGACGCACCCGGAGUUUACAUGGAUGUGGCAUACUACCGGGAGUGGAUUAGGGCCAAUGGAGCUAGCGUGGUCGGUUCGAUUUUCAAUUUAGUCGCGCUAGUGGUUUGCUUAUCGAUUGUGGCCAUGCACUAGUAUAUGUUUAAGUCUGUAGUUAAUAAGAUAACGAAACUCAA